Molecule: messenger RNA, 177 nt
Organism: Ramularia collo-cygni
Lineage: Eukaryota; Fungi; Ascomycota; Dothideomycetes; Mycosphaerellales; Mycosphaerellaceae
Exons: 2
Coding region: 1-177 (58 amino acids)
Source: RefSeq, a predicted model, not a curated record
AUGGCAUCGAGAGCGAUGAAGGUUAAAGGGAAGAAGAGCGGAUCAAUGUUGAAUUUGCCGAGUCGUGAAGUCAGCGCUCGGAGGCAGGUUGGAGAUGCCGAGAGCGUGGUCAACCCACACUCAACAGGCGCCGCGACUCCUUGGUGGCGCAAUGUCGGCAUGGAGGAGGGCAUGUAG